Molecule: messenger RNA, 2031 nt
Organism: Sander lucioperca (pikeperch)
Lineage: Eukaryota; Metazoa; Chordata; Actinopteri; Perciformes; Percidae
Gene: rangap1a
Product: RAN GTPase activating protein 1a
Exons: 16
Coding region: 186-1832 (548 amino acids)
Biological process (GO): nucleocytoplasmic transport; activation of GTPase activity; signal transduction
Cellular component (GO): perinuclear region of cytoplasm; nucleus; cytosol
Molecular function (GO): GTPase activator activity; small GTPase binding
Source: RefSeq, a predicted model, not a curated record
GAAUUUCUCUUUAUUGUACAAUUGUAUAACUAACAGUAGAGGGCAGCGAUACGCCAUUACAGCGGCUAGUCUGCCAAACCUUAAAAAGAAGAAGACUUGGUUUUAAACACUACGAGCAAGCGGGAGUGUGUGUGUGUGUGUGACUGGACAGGAUUCAAUCAUCACAGCAGUGUUGUGGUGUCCCAAUGGCGACAGACAUUGUUGCGCAGUUGGCCGACUCUCUGGCUAAGGCUGCAGUAGAGGAAGGAGAGCUGAGCUACAAAGGCCAGGGAAGAAAGCUGGAUGAUGCCCAAUCAGUGGAGGAGAUGGUUAAGGAAAUCCAGGACUUUGAGGAUUUACAGGCUCUGAGGUUGGAGGGAAACACUAUAGGUGUGGCAGCAGCACAGGCCAUUGCCAAGGCCCUAGAAACAAAGAGCAAGUUCAAGCGCUGCUAUUGGAGUGACAUGUUUACCGGUCGCCUGCGCUCUGAGAUCCCACCUGCCCUGAAUUCACUGGGUGACGCUCUGAUGCUGGCGGGUGCCAGGCUCACUGUUAUAGACCUCAGUGACAACGCCUUUGGACCAGAUGGGGUGAAGGGCAUCGAGAAGUUGCUCAAGAGCACGGCCUGCUACACAUUGCAGGAGCUACGGCUCAAUAACUGUGGCAUGGGCAUUGGAGGGGGGAAGAUCUUGGCUGCUUCAUUGACCCAGUGCCAUAAAAAGUCCAGUGCAGAGGGCGCCCCCCUCGGCCUGAAGGUGUUUGUUGCAGGGAGGAACCGUCUGGAGAACGAUGGAGCCACUGCCCUCGCUCAAGCCUUCCAGUUGAUGGGCAGCCUGGAGGAGGUUCACAUGCCCCAGAAUGGCAUCAAUCAUCCUGGUGUGACAGCUCUGGCCACAGCCGUGCAGCACAACGCAGGCCUCCGCAUCCUCAACCUCAACGACAACACCUUCACUGAGAAGGGGGCUAUCGCCAUGGCUCAGGCCCUGAAGCACCUACGCAGCAUCCAGGUGAUCAACUUUGGCGACUGUCUGGUGCGACCAGCAGGAGCCAUGGCUAUUGCAGAAACUGUAUCAGAGGGAUUACCAAUCCUCAAGGAACUCAAUCUGUCAUUUGGCGAGAUUACAGAGGAAGCUGCUCUGGCUGUGGCACAAGCAGUAAAGGACCGGGACCAGCUGGAGAAACUGGACCUAAAUGGUAACUGUCUAGGAGAGGAUGGCUGCAAAGCUCUGAAAGAUGCCAUGGAAGGCAUGAACAUUGGCAAGCUUCUAGGAUCACUCAGUGACGACGAGGGUGAGCCAGAGGAUGACUACGAGGACGAAGAUGAGGAAGAGGACGAAGAUGACGAGGAUGUGGAUGAGGAGGAACUAGUGGAGGAAGAGGAAGAAGAGGAGGAAGAGGAAAGCAAUGACGUCAAGCUGUCCACCCCUGUAUCAGCACCACGGCCGCCAGACGUCUCCUCCUUCCUCAGCUUUCCGUCCCCAGACAAACUGCUCAAACUGGGGGCCAAGAGGGCGUUGCUGAUCGAGCAGCAGGUGGACGUGUCAGAUGCUACAAAAACAGCCGAAGCCUUCCUCAAGAUUGCAUCUGUGUACAAGGAAGAUAAUAAUGAAGUUAAGAAUGCAGUGUUGGACAGCAUCGACGCCCUUCUGAAAAAAGCUUUUGCCACUCCGUCCUUCCAAGGCUACAGCUUUGUAUCAUCUCUGUUAGUGCUGCUCGGACUUCUCAAGAGUGAGGACAAGGUGAAGCCUGUGCUCGUGGUUCCCGGCCACCUCCACGCCUUGGAGCACGUCGUUCGACAGGACUACUUCCCCAAAGACAACGUGGCCGUGCUGCAGGCCUUCAUGUCCCGGUAAGGACGUGACAGAAUGAGCCAAUCAGCAGGCAGCUUCCAGAAACAUCAAGGCUCUGGAGUCAUGUGGCAAUGCCAGAAACAGCCUCCAGUCAACAUUGCAGAGAGUCGGGUCUGAGAGGACUCUGGACACAUAAACACACACACACACACACACACACACACACACAAACAAACACAGACUGAUCACUAAUGGACCUUGG